Phaethon lepturus (White-tailed tropicbird) is the source of this 931-nucleotide messenger RNA. Its product is annotated as PCNA-interacting partner-like. The record is from RefSeq and is a predicted model, not a curated record. The annotation marks the transcript as partial. NCBI's taxonomy places the organism in Eukaryota, Metazoa, Chordata, Aves, Phaethontiformes, Phaethontidae. Gene Ontology annotation, cellular component: chromatin. Gene Ontology annotation, biological process: negative regulation of double-strand break repair via homologous recombination. The transcript has 5 exons.
AAUUGCAGGGGGGCGAAUUCUGUCAACAGUGAAGAUGCAUUUGAUAAAAGGCCGAAGCAAUGGGGAUCCUUUCUGUCGGGCAGUAGAGGAAGUUGUACAAGAUUUGGAUUUGAAGAUUAAAAAUAUUAUCGAUUCACAACAUGAAGUCUUGACUGCCAGCACUACUGGAGUCAGUCCAGCACGGCCGAAAUUGCAUUCCAUAAAUCAUGGCACUGCGUAUUGUGGCAGAGAUACUAUAAAGGUCUUACUAGCUCUUCUGGAUGAGGAAGCUGUCAAUCCUCCUACCCAGAACAAAGCGGAACUAUUAUAUGAUGAUGAAAGCUUAAACUUGUUUGGAGUCACCUCUGUUUUGACACUCUUCAGAUCUCCAGCACAAUCCAAUGGAUCUUCUCCAAAACCUCUUAGACAACGUAUUCAGAGAUCUAUGGAUGAAAAAAAAAUUAAGAUGAAGCAAUCUUCAAUCAAAUCUCAGUUUGCAUGUACAUAUAAAAAUGAGUUGAGUGAAAUAAAGGGUCAGCAUUUCCUCAGCAGUAGCCAAAUUCCAACCUACAUACAUCCUGCACCAAAGCAACAUUUAAAAGCUGGAUAUGUCACAGAAGGUAAGAAUUCAUGUCUUGAUGUACCAGUGCUUGGAACUAUUUCUGAAAAUGUUCACCAGACUAGAAGUUACACAGAAAUGGGAAAGCCGAGUUGUCAGCCAAGAAAUAAGAACUCCAAGAAUGAACAGAUGGAUCUGAAUAAUGACAAAGUAGUCUGUGAUAAGGAAAGUGAACUAUCUUUGCAAAAAAAUGCUAAAAGACCUAAGACUUUAAGCAACCCUCAGAAGGAACUGGACAGCAAAACUGGUGGAAAAAGAAAACAUGGCAAAACUGCAAGCAAGAAUAAGUUGAUUGCUGGCCAGGCAAAAUUAACUCACUUUUUUCGUCUGUAA